AUGAAAAUGUCUCCCAAAGCACUAGCCCUUGCGCUCAUGAUCAUCUUUGUGAGCUUCACAGGGGGGGAGUGUUAUGGUGAACUUCAGAUGGGGUUUUACAGGGGAAAAUGUGGGUUUCUAGAUGUGGAAACUAUUGUAGCAAGUGUUGUCAAGGCUAAGUUUUUCGGGGACCCUACAAUUGCCGCCGCCCUCAUUCGCAUGCAAUUCCAUGACUGCUUUGUCAAUGGAUGUGAUGCAUCGAUUCUGCUAGAUGGGAGCUCCAGCGAGAAAACUGCACCACCAAAUCUAAGUGUGAGGGGGUAUGAUGUGAUCGAUGCAGUAAAAGAUCAAGUAGAGAAGUUCUGUCCCGGGGUUGUCUCUUGUGCUGAUAUCAUUUCUAUGGCUACAAGGGACGUCGUUUUCUUGAGUGGAGGAGGGAAAUACAACGUCCAAACGGGGAGAAGGGAUGGUUUUGUAUCUCUUGCCAGUAAUGUUGAUCUUCCUAGUCCUACAUUAUCAGUAGCUGAAUCCAUUGCUGCAUUUGCUAGAAAAGGACUCACUGAUACAGACAUGGUUUAUCUUCUUGGUGGUCAUACAGUUGGUGUUACACACUGUUCCAUAUUCCAAGACCGACUUUACAAUUUCCAAAACACUGGGAGACCCGACCCGACCAUGGAUCCAUGGUUGGUCAAAAGUCUAAGACUUCGGUGUCCACAGAAUUCGACAGGCAGCAACAUCGUUAAUCUCGACCAGAACCCAUUGAGUUCGUUCAUCGUUGACAACUCGUUCUACAGGCAAAUCUUAGCUCACAGAGGCGUUCUCCAGAUUGAUCAAGAGCUAGCUUUGGAUCCACUCACUAGCUCCACAGUGUCAACCAUAGCCCGCGGUUUCGAUUUUGGCACCAGAUUCGGUGAAGCCAUGGUGAAGUUGGGAGCAGUCGAAGUGCUUACAGGAACAGAUGGGGAAAUAAGGAAAUCAUGCAGAGCCAUUAACAGCCCAAAGUUUUAA
Messenger RNA from Corylus avellana, 987 nucleotides. It is a transcript of the gene RHS18, whose product is annotated as root hair specific 18. Lineage: Eukaryota; Viridiplantae; Streptophyta; Magnoliopsida; Fagales; Betulaceae. The record is from RefSeq and is a predicted model, not a curated record. Gene Ontology annotation, biological process: hydrogen peroxide catabolic process; response to oxidative stress. Gene Ontology annotation, molecular function: peroxidase activity; heme binding.